Messenger RNA from Botrytis byssoidea, 702 nucleotides. RefSeq lists its product as uncharacterized. The record is from RefSeq and is a predicted model, not a curated record. The transcript has 4 exons. Bases 1 to 702 code for a protein of 233 amino acids. NCBI's taxonomy places the organism in Eukaryota, Fungi, Ascomycota, Leotiomycetes, Helotiales, Sclerotiniaceae.
AUGCACGAGGCCACCAAUUUAAUCAUAGCAAAAUGGGCACGUUCAUAUUUCCAUGCAAGCCCGAUUAUUGAUCACCGUUUAUCUGAUUUACCCUUCCUCUUCUUCAUCGCUUGGGUAUUCAACAUGGAGGACGAAUUCCAACAGGUCACUCGCCAAAUGCAAUACAAAACUGUUGGAAGCAUUAUCGAUUCCGUGGCAAGUUUCCCUGUCGAUUUACCGAUUCUACACAGUAGCAUUCAAAAACUUGAGAGGGCAAAACGUGAAAAAAUCACACGCGUAAUCGAAAUCAUCAGACAGAUGAUUGCCACACCACUUAUCGAUUCUGCAGAGCCAUCGGCAGAAGUGAAUCACAAGAAGAUGUACUCGAGGAGGAGAUGCGAUAGAGUUGUUCUCGACGGUUUAAUUUCCGCAGCUUCGCAAAAAGAUAUCUGGCCAUUAGAUGUGGCACAGUCUCUAGUGGAUACUAGCUCAUUCUUUCGAAUUGCGGGAAAAGCUACGACUCUGGAUUUCACGACGGAGUGCGAGAGAUUGUUAAAUUUGCAUACAAUUCAGACCGGGGUUAUGUUCGAGGUAGAUUCUUCACACAGAAUCAAGAAUGAGAUUCAGGAUGGUGUGACAUUGAUCGAGAGACGGUUGAUGGGCUUGAAGUUGAAGCGGGAAAGGGCGAGAUUUGAUUUACAGAUGUUGGAAACACAUCUUUGA